CCGGCGCGGAGCUGUAGCUAAGCAAGCCGGGUCUGGCUUUGAGCCCUGGGCCUUCCAGCCGGGGACUCUGCGCUUGCGCCCGCCUGGCCGCCGCCCGCUCUCCCGGCGCGGCAGCUGUCUGGGCUGCUGCGCGCCGCCUAGGUGUCUGGACGAUCCAUGGGCAAGAGCAAGGGCCACGAUGACAGAUUACGGCGAGGAGCAGCGCAACGAGCUGGAGGCUUUGGAGUCCAUCUACCCUGACUCCUUCACAGGCAGAUGUCUCUCAGCUAUCCCUGUAUAGCUCCAGUCCUGUUCAUGUUCUCUCUCACCAGCAGUACAUCUGUGCUGUGAGGAUGUUAAGGGGAUGAGUGAAGAGGGGUUUGAGAGUGUCAUUAACUGGCUUGAUUGCACAUUGAUCCAACCCUCCUAACAACUAGUCUUCCAAAAUAUAAAUGGACUCUCCUGAUACCACAUUCUCCUUCAGUAGUGCUUCACUUGACAAGGUCCUGCUAAGUAUUAUCAGAAAAUCCACCCAGCUUCACCAUUACUGUGACGUCUGAGGCUGGAGAAAAUGAUGAAACUGUCCAGACUACCCUCAAGUUUACAUACAGUGAAAAAUACCCAGAUGAAGCUCCCCUUUAUGAAAUAUUCUCCCAGGAAAAUCUAGAAGAUAAUGAUGUCUCAGACAUUUUAAAAUUACUAUCAUUACAGGCUGAAGAAAAUCUUGGUAUGGUGAUGAUUUUUACUCUAGUGACAGCUGUGCAAGAAAAAUUAAAUGAAAUAGUAGAUCAGAUAAAAACUAGAAGAGAAGAAGAAAAGAAACAAAAAGAAAAAGAAGCAGAAGAAGCUGAAAAGCAAUUAUUCCAUGGUACUCCAGUUACAAUUGAGAAUUUCUUAAAUUGGAAAGCCAAGUUUGAUGCAGAACUCUUGGAAAUUAAAAAGAAAAGGAUGAAAGAAGAAGAACAAGCAGGAAAAAAUAAAUUAAGUGGGAAACAACUAUUUGAAACAGAUCAUAAUCUUGACACAUCUGAUAUCCAGUUCUUGGAGGAUGCUGGAAACAACGUGGAGGUAGAUGAGUCUUUGUUCCAAGAAAUGGAUGACUUGGAGCUGGAGGAUGAUGAAGAUGAUCCAGACUAUAAUCCUGCUGACCCAGAGAGUGACUCAGCUGACUAAUGGACUGUCCCCAUCUGCAGAGAGGCUUGACUGCCACAGCAUCUGUGGCUAUGCUCAGAGGGUUUUGAUUUUCCUUUCUUUUUUUCUAAGAAAAAAUUAUUUUCAGGAGAAUAUUCUUCUGAUAGCUUUCAUCAUUGAACUUAAUAAACUGACCUUAAAAUUUCAAAUAUAAAA
Nomascus leucogenys (northern white-cheeked gibbon) is the source of this 1326-nucleotide messenger RNA. RefSeq names its product RWD domain containing 1 (gene RWDD1). Gene Ontology annotation, biological process: cytoplasmic translation. The record is from RefSeq and is a predicted model, not a curated record. Gene Ontology annotation, molecular function: protein binding. Lineage: Eukaryota; Metazoa; Chordata; Mammalia; Primates; Hylobatidae.